AUGGCGAGCUGGGAUACAGAGGAGUUCAUGUCUCAAUGGGACAAGAAAUAUGUCUCAACCAACGUGAGACCUGGCUCAAAGGCAUAUGACGGAAGAUUCCUCCUCGGCCUUGAAUCCCGCUUGGCUUCGUCGCAACCCGAACUGAAAAACAUCGCCAACACUCUGAUUGUCGCAGCCUGUUGUGCCGUCGGCCGUGCAGACGUCGUUGGUCGGCUUUUCGACGAUCUGACGGCGACUGCUACGCCAGAGCAGUCCGAGUAUAUGUUUCUGCGGUUUCGAGAGGCCAUUACAAUCAUCUUUCCUUACCUGGGUCUCCCGACAUGUAUGCCAGCAUGUUAUGGCAUGAUCGGAGUCAUUCAGCGCAAGGGCGCUGGAUACGCCUCGACCAAGAGUCUUCGGAAAAAGACCAUCACUAAGGACGACGUCCAGAAGGGGACCGAACUUCGUGCCAGGGUCUAUCGUGGUGUAGGCAAUUCGGAGAUCUUCUCCUUGAUGGACAGCUAUUUCACGGAUCUAAUCACGACUUCGACCGUGGUCACAUGGGGAUAUCUCAUCGCGAAAGCAAACGAGGAGGUCUUCCAGCCCCAGGAGUCGCACUUGAUCGUGGCCACAGCUAUCAUGGCCUUGGGUGCUUCUCGUCAGACAAAAAGUCAUAUUAAGGCCACUUUAGGCAUUGGAAACUCAGUCAACGGCGUCAAGGCUGUUAUAGACAUGGUAACCCAGUUGGCUGAAUGGGCUGAUCGCCCUAGGAUUGGGUCCUUCGACGUGGACCAGCUCGGAGAAGAAAUCAAGGCGGCCUUGAAAGGAUGA
Exophiala aquamarina CBS 119918 is the source of this 810-nucleotide messenger RNA. RefSeq lists its product as uncharacterized. Lineage: Eukaryota; Fungi; Ascomycota; Eurotiomycetes; Chaetothyriales; Herpotrichiellaceae. The transcript is spliced from 3 exons. The record is from RefSeq and is a predicted model, not a curated record. Bases 1 to 810 code for a protein of 269 amino acids.